This is a messenger RNA of Hyaloscypha bicolor E, 632 nucleotides long. RefSeq lists its product as uncharacterized. The coding region runs from base 199 to 546 and encodes 115 amino acids. Lineage: Eukaryota; Fungi; Ascomycota; Leotiomycetes; Helotiales; Hyaloscyphaceae. The transcript has a single exon. The record is from RefSeq and is a predicted model, not a curated record.
CUCGAAUCGUAUCUUCAAGAGGCAGAAUAAUGCAUUUCUCGAGCCGCUCCUAUAAACAUAUCAAGUGGGAAUCUAUACGACGCACUUCAUUGCCUCCGCCGCUACACUCGCGCAUCGCUAUGGCGAGUUUUCAUUGCAGAUAAAGAUGAGACUGGACAUGUACCCGCUCCUAACUGGUAUGAAGGCGUAAUCAAAGCUAUGCUAAGUGGCGGCCAUGUGCCAGUUUCACCGGAGACGGGCAGGACGAAUAUUGAGUUGCAACAUCCGGCCUUAGUGCAAAGAAGCCUAGUAGCAGCGAUUUCAAGUCGCAGGUUUUUUAGGACUAAUUACGGCUUGGUUGGGAUUGGUCCAGACAACAUCAAGAAUGGAGAUCUUGUAAGUAUAGUGUUCGGGGCUGAUAUGCCUUUAAUACUUCGACCAUUUGACAAGUUCCAUAAACUUGUCGGAGCAGCUUAUGUUCAUGGCGUUAUGAAUGGAGUAGUGGUGGAUAUUCAUAAACGUUUACGCACACGUGGACUUCCCCGACGGACAUUUCAUCUUCGUUAACGAAAGUUUAAAUUUAAUCCCGCUGAUCUUGUCCUGUAUACUAUAACGUUGACUUUGCUGGGUAUUGUGUAUUAAUAUAUUUUUCA